Rhodofomes roseus is the source of this 1164-nucleotide messenger RNA. Its product is annotated as CTLH/CRA C-terminal to lish motif domain-containing protein. Gene Ontology annotation, biological process: proteasome-mediated ubiquitin-dependent protein catabolic process. Bases 1 to 1164 code for a protein of 387 amino acids. The record is from RefSeq and is a predicted model, not a curated record. Gene Ontology annotation, cellular component: cytoplasm; GID complex; nucleus. The transcript has 6 exons. Lineage: Eukaryota; Fungi; Basidiomycota; Agaricomycetes; Polyporales; Fomitopsidaceae. Gene Ontology annotation, molecular function: ubiquitin protein ligase activity.
AUGGAAGGACCUCUGAAGGAGCUUGGGAGACUCGAGAAGCUCGUAUCUGACUCCUCCUGGAAGGGCAAGACCCCGAGCAUCAACGACUCGCUAGACUCGCUCUUGCAUUCGCUCCGCGAGGUCAAGGACAGGUUGCAGGUCGGCACGGCGACAGAUGAGACGCUGACUAUCCUGUCGAAGACCGUGGAGACGAGGAAGAAGGAGAUAGAUGACCGGCAGAAGGAGGUGUAUAACGCGCUUGCUAAGAUGGGGAAGGCAUUGGAUAAGAAGUUCCAUACUCCUCUGCCGACAUAUUCUCCCUUGUUCUUCUCUCCCGAAGCGAAUGCUGCUCUGGAGCGAACGAUAGCACUACAUUUCCUCAGGACGGGCCAGUUCAACACAGCCGAGACGUUCAUUGAGGAGUCUAGCGUUGACAUCGAUGACGAUACACGGCGACAGUUCAAGAAGCUUCACGAGAUCGUGACGGCUCUCAGGGAACAGGACAUCGGCCCUGCGCUACAAUGGGCCGAGCGCAAUCGAGAAUUCCUCCACAACCGCUCCUCACCCCUCGAGUUCCUCCUCCACCGCUCCCGCUACCUACGCUUCCUGACAUCAAAUGACGCACGAGGACAGUACGCCGCAAUCGCCUACGCCCAGGACCACUUUCCGCCCUUCUAUGGCCAGCACGAAUCCGAGAUCCGUCAGCUCAUGGGGUGCCUGCUCUACAUGCCCAUCUGGCGCCUGAUAGCGUCGCCGUAUGCCAACCUCGCAUCUCCCUCGCUGCACCUCGACCUCGAGCCGAUGUUUGCGAAGGAGUAUUGCGCCAGUCUGGGGAUGAGCAGACAGGUGCCUCUAAGGGUUGUUGGCGAUAUUGGUGGUGGUGGGGCGCUCGCCCGUAUAGAGAAAGGUAGGAAGGUCAUGCGCGAACGCAAGAGCGAGUGGAGUCAUUCAGAGGAGCUGCCCAUCGAGAUACCGCUACCACCGGAGAAUAGGUACCACUCGAUCUUUGCUUGCCCUGUCUCGAAGGAGCAGUCAACAGACCAGAACCCGCCUAUGAUGAUGGGCUGCGGGCACGUCAUCACGAAGGACAGUUUGCAGAAGCUCAGCAAGCCUGGAGGCCGCGUGAAGUGCCCGUAUUGUCCUGUGGAAUCGCAACUCAGCUCAGCUCUCCGUGUACAUUUUUAA